GCGUCUCCUGGCGACGGACCGGUGGCUCCACCCAGCCAAUCCGCGCUCCGCGGCGGGCAGGGCUCCAGCCAAUCGCGACUCGGGGUUCGGCUCCGGGGCGGAGCUGGGUGGGCCGGAGGCCAAACCGAGAGGCCCCGGGGAGGUGAGCGAGGAUCGUACCCAGCACUGUUGGGUCGUAAAGCUGCGGACGUUCCACGACUUGGUCAUUGCGAACCUGGCAGCUGAGGGCAUCAUGGUGGGAGGCUUGAAGAGGAAGCACUCCGAUUUGGAGGAGGAAGAGGAGGAUGAGAAGUGGGCCUGGGGCCCAGCAGGCCUGCGGAGCCACCAGCAAGCCUUGCUUCGAAUCUCCUUAGACAAAGUGCAGCGAAGUCUGGGCCCCCGCUCACCCAGCCUACGCAGGCAUGUCCUUAUCCACAAUACCCUCCAGCAACUCCAGGCUGCCCUCUGCCUCGCUCCAGCGCCCACGCUGCCCCCUGAGCCCCUCUUCCUGGGCGAGGAGGACUUCUCCCUGUCCGCCACCAUCGGCUCUAUUCUCAGGGAACUGGAGACCUCCAUGGACGAGACAGAGCCUGCUCAGAAUCCAGUGGUUCCCCCGGACCCUCAGAACCAAGUACUGCCUCAGCCCGAUCCAGUCUUCUUGGAAGCUCUGAGCUCCCGGUACCUGGGAGACUCUGGUCUGGAUGACUUCUUUCUGGACAUCGACACAUCAGCGGUGGAGAAGGAGCCUGCGCUGGCCCCAGCAGAGCCUCCUCACAACCUCUUCUGUGCCCCAGGGUCCUGGGAGUGGAAUGAACUCGAUCACAUUAUGGAAAUCAUUCUGGGAUCCUAACACUUUGGGGGGGCUCUUUCCUCAUUUCAGCCUGAGUGGGCUGGAUCCCUGGAUGCAACUCUGCGUGUGUGUGUGUGUGUGUGUGUGUGUGUGCGUGCGUGUGCGUGCGCGCGCGUGGGCUCUAAGCAGUGACCGUGGCCUCCUUUCCUCCCAGUUCAGGGUUCCACAAACCGUCUUGCAUGUGUGUGUAUGUCUGGUUACCGCAGCCUUCUGUGAAGGUGGGUCUUCCUGAAUUAAUUUAUCUGUUCCAAAUGCC
Molecule: messenger RNA, 1085 nt
Organism: Suricata suricatta (meerkat)
Lineage: Eukaryota; Metazoa; Chordata; Mammalia; Carnivora; Herpestidae
Gene: SERTAD3
Product: SERTA domain containing 3
Exons: 2
Coding region: 233-829 (198 amino acids)
Biological process (GO): positive regulation of DNA-templated transcription
Cellular component (GO): nucleus
Source: RefSeq, a predicted model, not a curated record